Messenger RNA from Hypoxylon trugodes, 2067 nucleotides. Its product is annotated as alpha/beta-hydrolase. The record is from RefSeq and is a predicted model, not a curated record. The coding region runs from base 131 to 1849 and encodes 572 amino acids. The transcript is spliced from 3 exons. Gene Ontology annotation, molecular function: epoxide hydrolase activity. Lineage: Eukaryota; Fungi; Ascomycota; Sordariomycetes; Xylariales; Hypoxylaceae. Gene Ontology annotation, biological process: epoxide metabolic process.
UGACUUGUUUAUGCGUCUCUCGCUACCUGUUAUUUUUCGUUUUCUCGUUACCUUACUUGAUGUUGUGUUGCCUCUUUUUGCUGUGAUACCUACUCGUUUGUGCUGAAUGGGAAUUUGUUAUACUUGAGAAAUGGCUGCUGAGGGUGAAGAGGCGGUUCCCGCUGGUGGUCCUGAUGAAAUCAGGCCUUAUAAAAUCCAUGUUUCAUCGAAAUACCUGGACCUCACAAAGCAGAAACUUGAAGUAACCAGGUUACCUCAUGAGCUCUCAGAACCGAAAUCGAAAGACUGGUGGGAACCGAAGCCUCGGGUUGAGCCAUUGAUUGAUUUCUGGCUUGAACAAUACUCAUGGCGAACACAACAGGAUCAAUUGAAUGCCGAAUUACCCCAAUAUCGCACUGGCUUUUCAAUUCCUUCUUCCGAGUCAAUUGUUAGAAUUCACUUCAUUCACGCUCGUUCAUCUCAUUCAAAUGCGAUACCCCUUCUUUUGAUACCCCCUUUCCCUUUCUCAAAUCUUUCUUUUGGGCAUCUCAUUAAGCUAUUUGCGGAGCCUGAAGAUGCCGCCAAUACCCAGCCUUUUCACUUGAUCAUACCAUCUCUUCCGGGUGUUGGAUUUAGUGAUGCACUUCCGAAUAAUACACCUGUUAUCUCAUCAACCGCAGAUAUUUUGAAUUCGUUAAUGGGCCGGCUUUCGUAUCCAUGCUACCUGGUGACGAACGCGGGCUCUGGUGCCGCUUCACCUGCGGAGAUUGAUUUUAAGCUCGCCAAUUAUUUGGCAACUAAUUAUUCAAGCUCUUGCUUAGGCGCCCACUUUAUUUCACCUCCAUUGGCGCAACCGAAGCUGCGGGAAGCACCUGUUGAAUGGGUAAAAUGGUCCAUCGCGAGCUUAUUCCACGCCCCUAUCCUUGGAUAUCUCAAGGAUGAUUUCUCUGCUCUUGAACGGAGCGGUUAUGUUCGCCCGUCGAAGAAGGCACCCACACCCGCUCAGUUUGGAUUAAAUCAAUUGGGCCUUCGAGAACCCAACAGUUUGGCCUACGCACUUUGUGAUUCCCCAACAGGUCUGUUGGUUUUUGUGUUGAAGAGUCUUCGCUUGCUUGGUCCUAAACAAGAGUUCACGCCGACGGAGGUGAUCAAUUUCACUCAACUCGCCUGGUUGCCUGGGCCAGAGUCAGCCAUGAGGUUCUGGGCACAUUGUGUGCGACACCCGGAAGAGGUGGAGAAGAAGGGGUCCUCAAGGCCGAGAAUUGGCCUCACGGUGUUCCUCGGUGAUGAGCCAAGUACGGGCAGCGGGACGGUUCCAGAGGCGGAGGCGGAGGCGGAAGCAGGAGCGGAAGCGAACGACCUGGGGCAAGAGGAGGCCAAGGAUCGUUAUACAUGUCCCAGUUGGGCUAACGUUAGGUAUAAUGUGGUCUAUACCAACCGAGUCACGGGAAAAUCAGGACUUUUAGCUUGGGAGAGGCCCGACGUUGUCGCUGCGGGUAUAAGAGGGGUUGUCACUUCAAUCUUGAAAUGGGAUUCUCGACUUCGUUCGACACCGGAGCCGGCAACAGCACCCCUCGAGCAGGUGGUAGUCCAAAGCGAGUCUGCAGCUAGUGAGCAACCAGCACCUACACCAGCAGAGCCAGCCCCGGCACUUCUAGUGCCUCCAAGUACAGACGAGCCGGGCCAUCCUCACCCUCAUCGAGAAGUCAGCGAUGAGACUGCAGUUGGGAGCAAUGAAAAUGUCGCUGGGAAAUCGCCCUCCCCGUUACCAAAGACGCCAAGCCCAGCUCAUCUCGCGCCGCCGACAGAUGAACGAGCACAUCCACGUCGAGAAGCAAGUGAUGAUACGGCUGUGGAAACAGCCGCAUAACGAAAGAGCAUAGAGACCCGGGUGUCUAUGCUCUAGGAUAUGAUUUCAUGUUUUAUUUUUGCAUGUCGGGAUGCAUGUUAUAUGCUAUAUAAAUUGGAUAUUGGGUGGAUGGAGGGGAUUUGAUGGUUUAUACUUUAUAUACCUCUUUGCUUCAGCUUCUUUUGUUUUGAUGAUACCUUGUCAAUGGAAAUGGUGAAUGUUGGGGAGACAUCUCGACC